Messenger RNA from Cercospora beticola, 3869 nucleotides. It is a transcript of the gene SMC2, whose product is annotated as condensin subunit SMC2. Gene Ontology annotation, cellular component: chromosome. Lineage: Eukaryota; Fungi; Ascomycota; Dothideomycetes; Mycosphaerellales; Mycosphaerellaceae. Gene Ontology annotation, biological process: chromosome organization. The record is from RefSeq and is a predicted model, not a curated record. Gene Ontology annotation, molecular function: protein binding; ATP binding; ATP hydrolysis activity.
CAACACCACUAUGCGCACCUAGCGACCUGGACGACGCGAUAUACCCACCGCCACGAUGCGCAUCACCGAGUUGAUCAUCGACGGCUUCAAGUCGUACGCCGUGCGCACCGUCAUCUCCGGCUGGGACCCCACCUUCAACGCGAUUACUGGCCUGAACGGAUCUGGAAAGUCGAAUAUCUUGGACGCGAUAUGUUUUUGCUUGGGCAUUGGCAAGUUUGAGCUGUUGCGUGCGACAGGCGGAGCGAGUGAUCUCAUCUACAAGAGGGGGCAGGCCGGCAUUACAAAAGCGUCAGUCACGUUGGUGUUCGACAAUGGCGACACCGCGAAAUCGCCAAUUGGUUUCGAAGAUGUGCCUGUCAUCAACGUCACGAGACAGAUCGUGCUGGGCGGCACCAGCAAAUACCUCAUCAAUGGACAUCGUGCGCAGCAGCAGACGGUGCAGAACCUGUUCCAAAGCGUGCAGCUCAACAUCAACAACCCCAAUUUCCUGAUCAUGCAGGGAAAGAUUACAAAGGUGCUGAACAUGAAGAGCACCGAGAUUUUGGGCAUGGUGGAAGAAGCGGCGGGCACACGCAUGUUUGAGGACAGGCGCGAGAAGGCGCUGAAGACGUUGGCCAAGAAGCAGACCAAGGUGGAGGAGCUGGAAGGUCUGCUCAAGGAGGAAAUCGAGCCGAAGUUGGAGAAGCUGCGCAACGAGAAGCGCGCAUUUCUGGAGUUUCAGAGCACACAAAAUGACCUGGAGCGACUUACGAAACUGGUCAUCGCCUAUGACUACAUCAAGAGUAAGCAGAAGAUGGAACAGAGUGCACAGGAUUUGGCGGCGAAGAAAGAGCGUGCUGUAGAGCUCGAGGUUAGCGCGGAAAAGCUCCAGCGUGAAAUCGGUGUGAUUGAAGAGGACAAGGAAAAGGUGCGAGCGGCUCGUGACAAGGAGCUCCGCAAGGGCGGCAAGUUUGCAAAGUUGGAGGAAGCGGUCAAGGAGCAUUCGAUCAGCCUCGAGCGACUGGAUGCGCAACUGGAACUUAAGAAAUCUUCAAUGGCAGAGGAGCAAGAGCGUCUGCAGAAGAUGCAAGCGACAGUAAAAGAUCUGGAGAAGCAGCUGAAGCAGAAGACCGAAGCUCAUCAAAAGCUGCAGCAGAAAUACGAAGCAGCGAGCAAAGAGCUGGAGGAGCAGAGAGCGGAAGUGGACAAGAAGGAAGAACUGCUUCAGACUUUGCAGACCGGUAUCUCGUCGAAUGCUGGAUCCGAUGGAGGCUAUGCUGGUCAACUCGCCGCGGCUCGAGAUAGUGCAUCGAAGGCCGGAACAGAGAUUGAGCAGUCAAAAUUGAAAAUUAGUCAUCUGGAAGCACGCAUCAAGGAAGACGAGCCACGUGCUAAACAGGCCGAGAAGGAGAACGCUGGUCUUUUGAAAGACCUGGAAUCGCUGCGAACUCAGGCGGCAAAAUUACAGACACGCCUGGAGAAGCUUGGAUAUCAGCCAGGUAGGGAAGAAGAGCAGCAGGCAGAGAAGUCUCAGCUUGAGAAGCGCGUACGGUCAUUGCAGGGCGAGGCGGAAGGACUACGGCGGCAGGUCGCAGGCUUGGACUUCUCCUAUGCGGAUCCCGAACCGAACUUUGAUCGGAGGAGAGUGAAGGGUCUUGUUGCUCAGCUUUUCAAUCUGCCUGAUUCAUCGACAGAGGCAGCCACAGCACUCGAAAUUUGCGCGGGUGGAAGACUGUACAAUGUUGUAGUGGACACUGCAAAGACUUCCUCUGCACUGAUCGAAAACGGCAAACUUAGACGACGAGUCACCAUUGUUCCGCUGGACAAGAUCGAUGCGUCCAGAGCAGAUGCUGGAAGAGUCAAUGCUGCCAAGCAGCUCUGCCCUGGAAAUGUUCAUCUGGCAAUCAACCUCAUUGGCUAUGCUCAUGAGGUGGAGAAGGCAAUGGAAUAUGUCUUCGGCAAUACUCUUGUCUGUGCAGACGCAGCUACAGCGAAAAAGGUCACAUUCGACCCCUCGGUGCGAAUGAUGAGCGUGACAGUUGAGGGUGAUACAUACAACCCGAGCGGAACGUUGUCAGGCGGCUCAGCAGCAUCAGGUAGCGGUGUUCUGCUCAAGUUGCAAAAGCUCAAUGCGAUCACCCAGGCAUUGGAGUCUGAAGAAGCAAAACUUGCCGCCCUUGAUGAAGCUAUGAGGCAAGAUGCCCAGAAGCUGAAGAGUGCGCGCCAGUCGAAACAGGAGUUGGACCUCAAGAACCAUGAGAUCCAGCUUGCUGAAACACAAAUCGCAAGCAACUCUUCCAGUAGCAUUAUUGCAUCGGUGCAGGAGAUGAAGAACACAAAUGUUGCUCUCAAGGAGAACAUUCAAGCUGCGAAGGCACGUCAAUCCGAGGCGAGCGCCGAAGUGAAGCGCAUCGAGAAGGACAUGAAGGACUUCUCAUCGAACAAGGGCGCCAAGCUUGAACAACUACAGGCUGAGCUGGACAAGCUCAAGAAGGCCUUGGCCAAGACACAAGGUUCUAUCAAGCCACUCCAGCAGGAAGUGCGCGAUGCGAGUGUGGACGCCGAGCAGAUUGGUAGCGACCUGACUACUGCACAAGAAGAGCUCCAUGAUGCCGAGACCACUCUGAAGGGCCAGCAAGAGGAGCUUGCAGCGCAUGAGGCAGAGCAGAGGCAAAUCCGUGACAAGCACGCGGAAGCUGAAGCCGCCUUGAACGAUGAGAGGAAGAAGCUCAGCUCGUUCGACGAUGAGAUUGCUGACCUCGAUCGUACUGCGAAGAGAAAGACUCAGCAGAUCUCGGAUGAGAAGAUCGAGGGUCAGAAACUUGGCCACGCCAUCGAUAACUUUGCAAGAGCCCAGCAAGGAGCACAGCAAGCGGUGUCAAGUCUGGAGAAAGAGUAUGACUGGAUUCUCGAGGAGCAUUCAUCCUUUGGCCGAGCGAACACGCCAUAUGAUUUUCACAACCAGAACAUGGCAGAGUGCAGGUCAAAUCUGAAGAACGUGACAGAGCGCUUCACAGGCAUGAAGAAAAAGAUCAACCCAGCUGUCAUGGCGACCAUCGACAGCGUUGAGAAGAAGGAGCGCGACCUAAAGAACAUGAUGCGAACAGUGAUACGUGACAAGAAGAAGAUUGAGGAGACAAUAAUCACGCUGGACGAGUACAAGAAGGAAGCUCUGCACAAGACGUGGUCGAAGGUCAAUGAGGACUUUGGACUUAUCUUCAACGAUCUCUUGCCCGGUAACACGGCGAAAUUGGAUCCUCCCGAAGGCAAAGCCAUCAGCGACGGUCUCGAAGUCAAGGUCUGUCUCGGCAAAGUCUGGAAGCAAUCACUUACAGAACUGUCUGGAGGACAGCGAUCGCUGAUUGCUCUCUCGCUCAUCUUGUCGUUGUUGCAAUACUCGCCUGCACCUAUGUACAUUCUGGACGAGGUUGAUGCGGCGCUCGAUCUUUCACAUACACAGAACAUUGGUCGACUGAUUCGGACGAGAUUCAGAGGGAGCCAGUUCAUAAUUGUAUCGCUUAAGGAUGGGAUGUUUACCAACGCCAACAGGAUCUUCAGAACGAGGUUUAUGGAUGGUACGUCCGUUGUGCAGGCUUUGACGCCAGCUGAUAUGAAGUGAUGGGAAGCAUGUUGGGUAUACCACGGGCUGGCGUUGUUUAUUUGGGAACUCUGUUCAUAUUUCGUAGCUGGCGGUCUUUGUCAGGCGCAUUCGAAUCGUCGCAACUGGUUACGACCAGAGGUAAAGUGUGGUUUAUGACAUGAUAUAAGGCUAAGUUCAAGACGAGACGGAAGUGUAAGUACAUGCAGCGCUUGGCAGACACCUCGGGCAUUACUGCCGCCAUAGCAAUUGCGGCCUUCUCUACCAGAGUUUCUGGUCUUCCAGCAAGGAC